This is a messenger RNA of Magnusiomyces paraingens, 678 nucleotides long. RefSeq lists its product as uncharacterized. The record is from RefSeq and is a predicted model, not a curated record. NCBI's taxonomy places the organism in Eukaryota, Fungi, Ascomycota, Dipodascomycetes, Dipodascales, Dipodascaceae. Gene Ontology annotation, molecular function: DNA binding. The transcript has 2 exons. Bases 1 to 678 code for a protein of 225 amino acids.
AUGGCUGACACAGAAGUUAAAGUCCGUGGCCGUGGGCGACCGCGCAAAUACCCACCAGGCCAAUCUCCAUCGGAGAUUUUGCGCACAGCACGCGAAAACGGAGAGCGCAGACCACGCGGAAGACCGCGCAAAAACGGGUCUGUUAGUGGCAACGGGGGGUCGCCAAUAGCUAUUGCAGCUCGUCUUAACAAUAAACUUGAUGGUUCUAUUUCUACUGAUGGUACCAUAAAUAACCUGUUGUCUUCUUCAACUUCUUCUAAUGGGGUAAAUACUGGAACACCUGCAGCAAGUAAGCGCGGAAGAAAAAAAAUAAAGCACCUUCAUGAAGAAAAUAACGUGCAAAUGCUGCCCUUGUCAGUAAUGCCUGUUUCUGCAAUGUCGACAACCUAUAAUCAAGAUGAUAGCGACGGUGAUUCUGACGAUGAAGACGAUGAUGAAGAGGAUGACGAUAACAAUAAUAAUGGAAUUGGACUUGCAGCAAACCAAUCAGCUCUAAGAAACAAUCAAUCUGAAAACGCGCCAUCACCACUAUUAGUCAACCAACAACAACAACAAGGACUAACGGCCCAAGGUCAGGUGAAACGCGGACGCGGGCGGCCGCGAGGAUCCCUAGGGUCUACUUCCCGUGGCGGGUCUGCUCCAAGUGGCCGUGGCCGUGGACGUCCGCGUAAGAGUUGA